Messenger RNA from Neolamprologus brichardi, 1860 nucleotides. The record is from RefSeq and is a predicted model, not a curated record. Lineage: Eukaryota; Metazoa; Chordata; Actinopteri; Cichliformes; Cichlidae.
GACGUGGACGGGGACGUGUACGCUUUCUCGUACUCGUGCACGGAGGGCGAGAACCGGGAGCUGUGGUCCUCGGGGCACCACCUGAAGUCCUGCCGCCAGCUUCGCUUCACGGCGGACGGAGAGAAGCUGUACAGCGUGUCCCGAGACAAGGCCGUGCACCAACUGGACGUGGAGCGGGGGCAGCUGGUCACACGGAUCCGAGGGGCCCACGGGGCGCCAAUCAACAGUUUGCUCCUUGUAGACGAGAACAUCGUGGCGACCGGAGACGAUGGAGGCACCUUAAAGGUCUGAACAGGGUCUCGCUCCGUCAUCCAGUUACCAGAAAGAGAUUUAAGAGAUCUUUUUGUGCCAGAUUCAAGUCAGUUACUGCAGACCUCCAAUGGCGAUGGCACCAUGGGCGUCUUCAACAUCAAAAGGCGGCGGUUUGAGCUGCUGUCCGAGUACCAGAGUGGUGAUCUGACCUCAGUGGCGCUGAUGAAACGGGGCAAGAAGGUGGUUUGCGGCUCCAGCGAGGGGACCAUCUACAUCUUCAACUGGAACGGCUUUGGAGCCACCAGUGACCGCUUCGCUCUCAAGGCUGAGUCCAUAGACCAAGUCCUCCCAAUCACUGACAGCAUCAUGUGCACCGCCUCCACAGACGGGUACAUCAGAGCCGUCAACCUUCUUCCCAACCGAGUCAUCGGCUGCAUCGGGCAGCAUGUUGGUGAACCCGUUGAAGAGCUCGCUAAGUCUUGGGACUCACGUUUCCUGGUCAGCUGCGCCCAAGACCAGCUCAUAAAGUUCUGGGAUAUUUCCAGUUUACCCAACACGACUGUCGAUGAGUACCGCAAGAGAAAGAAGAAAAACGGUCGGAUGAAGUCUCUCACCAAGAAGGCCCAUGGUGACAAUGACUUCUUCUCAGGACUUGUAGAGGAAACUGAGAAGAAGGAGGAAGAGGAACAGGAGGAAGAGGAGGAUGACAGUGACAGUGAUUGAAAAUGGUAGUCAUUAAGCCUUUGGGCAGAUUAGUCCUAAAGAAUGGGUGUGUCUGCUGUUUGAGUCGGGCCUUUGCCUUUGGUGGAUUCCAGUAUUGUUAGAAACAAACAACCACUGAGGACUAAACAGGGGUUUUUUUUCUCUUGAAAUGUGCUGGGAUUAUAUGUGAACGUCUCAGAGGAGAAAAUGCUCUUCAAUAUUAAUACUGUACAUCAGUACUGGCUCUUUAGUGGUUGGUUGUGCAUGUUGAAACUCAGUGCUUCCAUGAAGCAGUUUGUCAAAUGUUAAUCUAUUUAGUCUGAAAAUUUAAGGAUGUCUGUUGUCAAUCAUAUUAAAAUAAUUUAUAAGAACUUUAAUAUUAGAUGUUGUGGUAUCAGUACCAGAAGUCGGGUGAUGUGGCGAUGAACCUGAUCGAGAGUAUUGCUAAGAUCCAAAAACAGACUUUGUUGUUACAUUUAUACGCCUGCAGGAUAUACUGUAAAUCUGCUGAAAGUUGUGUUGUAUCAAACUCAUUUCUCUCAAUAAAAGUGUUGUUUAUAUUUAACGAAUUACUCAUUUGAACUCUUAAAAUUUAAAAAGGAAGUAUUAAUUUUGCAUUGACGGAUCUCAGCCAUCCAACUGAUGGUAGUCUAAGGAGCUUGGAAAGAAAAGCGUCUGGACUUGUUUAAGCUACUUGAAGAUGUUUCAUUUCUCAUCCAAGAAGCUUCUUCAGUUCAAAAACAAAAUGGUGGAGAGUCCCAGGAAUUUAAAGGCCAGUGGGGGUCGUGCCUUAAGAGGGUCAUUGACUUAUGAUCAAUAACAACCCCUGUUUCUUUGUAACAUUGCUGUGACAGGGUUGUGUUUGUGUUGUGUAUAAUUUGACACAUUAAACACUUAAAACUACAA